AUGAAGAGAAAAGAGACUUUGAUAAACUCUUUAUGGCAAUCCUUUAAUCCGGCACUGACUAGGUACAGGGAGAGCUUCGACAACAUUUACCUAGAUCUCUCAAAGCAGCCUGGAAAAUGCAAGCUCGCUGAUAGUGGUCUAGGCUGGCGCCCCUCCGGCGGUGGCGACACUUUCACACUCGAUAGCAGCAACAUUGGCGCAGCGCAAUGGAGUCGUGCCGCGAAAGGCUUUGAGCUCAAGAUCCUGUCGCGCAACUCAGGAGUGAUUCAACUGGAUGGCUUUGAGCAAGAGGACCUAGAGCGCUUGAGCAAGGCUUUUAAGAUUUGGUACGGCAUUAACGUGGAGACUCGCGAACACGCUCUACGAGGAUGGAACUGGGGAAAAACAGAAUUCACAAAAGCCGAACUGGCCUUCAAUGUCCAAAACCGACCCGCUUUCGAAGUUCCUUACUCUGAAAUCGCGAACACCAACUUAGCCGGAAGAAACGAGGUCGCCGUUGAGUUCGCACUCCCUACCGGCGAUGGAAACGAUGCCUCCGGAAAACCUGGAAGCACAAAGAACCGAGGCCGCAAAGCCGCCGCAGGUCCGGACGAGCUGGUUGAAAUGCGUUUCUAUAUUCCCGGAACCGCCGUGAAGAAGGAGAAGGCUGAGGGCGCUGAGGAUGCAGAGGGUGCAGAUGGUGAGGAAGAGGAGAACGAUGAAGGUGCCGAGGAACAAAACGCCGCCAAUCUCUUUUACGAGACUCUCAUGGACAAGGCUGAGAUUGGAGAUGUGGCCGGUGACACAUUUGCUACUUUCCUCGAUGUGCUCCAUCUCACACCCAGAGGACGUUUCGAUAUCGACAUGUACGAAUCGUCCUUCCGGUUGCGCGGAAAGACUUAUGACUACAAGAUUCAGUACUCGGCCAUUAAGAAAUUCUUCCUUCUCCCCAAGAACGACGAUACACACACGCUUAUUGUGCUUGGUCUCGACCCUCCUUUACGACAGGGUCAGACACGUUACCCAUUCCUUGUUAUGCAGCUGAAGCUGGAUGAGGAGAUCAGCCUCGAGCUAAACAUGACAGAGGAUAUCAUGCAGAGUCAGUACAAGGACAAGUUGCAGCCGCAUUAUGAAGAGCCGAUCCACCAAGUGGUUACCAAGGUCUUCCGUGGCUUGUCCGGAAAGAAGGUCAUCAUGCCUUCCAAGGACUUCCUCAGUCACCACGGCCACCACGGUGUCAAAUGUUCUAUCAAAGCCAACGAGGGUCUCUUGUACUUCUUGGAUAAGAGCCUUAUGUUUGUCCCCAAGCCCGCGACUUACAUUCAAAUGGAGAACAUUGCUAUUGUUACUAUGUCGCGUGUCGGAGGCGCUGUCUCCGCCAGCCGCACAUUCGACAUCACUGUCAGUCUGAAGGGUGGCUUGGGCGAACACCAGUUCAGCAACAUCAAUCGUGAGGAGCAAAAGUCCCUGGAGGACUUCUUCAAGGCCAAGAGCAUUCGCAUUAAGAACGAGAUGGCCGAGGAAGCUUCUGGUCUUAUUGCUGCUGCGCUUGAAAACAAUGAUAUGAUGGGCUCCAGUGAUGACGAAGCCCGCCCUGAUCGUGGAUCGGCAGAUGAAGAUGAGUCCUCCGUUGACGAAGACUUCGAUGCAUCUUCGGAUUCUGACGUGGCGGAAGAGUUUGAUUCAGACCACGAGAGUAGCGGUGAUGAUGACGAGGAAAUGGCCGAUGCUUCUGGUGGAGAAGACAAGCAGGAGGAAGAGCGUCCCAAGAAAAAGAGUAAAAUGGCUCAAUAG
Messenger RNA from Penicillium soppii, 1773 nucleotides. RefSeq names its product FACT complex subunit POB3. Lineage: Eukaryota; Fungi; Ascomycota; Eurotiomycetes; Eurotiales; Aspergillaceae. The coding region runs from base 1 to 1773 and encodes 590 amino acids. Gene Ontology annotation, cellular component: nucleus; FACT complex. The transcript has 7 exons. Gene Ontology annotation, molecular function: DNA binding; histone binding; nucleosome binding. The record is from RefSeq and is a predicted model, not a curated record.